UGGACGCUCAUUGGUUGAGCGCGAAAUUUCAAACGUAACAGGAACAGAGGCAGCAACAGGAAUUGUUAUUGUAGUUAAAGUGCUUAUAAUUAGAAAUUUACACAGUAAUAUAAUCUCUAUUUAUCCAUAAGGUGAUUAUAUUAAUAGUGAGCCAAGUUUUAAUCCGAGCUGAGAUGGAUAUCGCUUCGUAUUUACGGUGUUUUGAAGAAAGUUUGGCCUCCUACAGCGGAGACGACCCGCUGGAUCCGUGGGACAGGUUUGUGGACUUCCUGGAGCGGAGGCAGCCAGCAGGGGGCGGCAGUGAGAUGUCGCUGGUGUUUGACGCGCUGGUCCAGAGAUUCCUCAACGUGGAUCAAUAUGCCAACGACGUCCGCUACGUCAACUACUGCAUCAGAUGUGCCAGUUACCGCGCGGACCCCGCCACCCUGUACGCUCACGUCUUCAGUCGCGGCGUCGGCAGCAGGACGGCGGCUCUGUACCUGGCCUGGGCUCGGCACUUUGAGCAGAAGGGAAUGAAGGAUCAGGCUGACGCCGUUUACCUGAAGGCUCUGGAGAACCAGGCGCAGCCGGAGGACACGCUGCUCCACGAGUACAGGCAGUUCCAGAGCAGAACCAGAACCGAGCCUCCAGCGUCGGGAGCCCGAGUCCCUCUGCAGAACUCCCAGCUGACCAAUCAGAUGUCUCCCCAGAAAAAGGCUGCCACUGGCUCUCCAUCCAAACUGCCUCUGAGAAGAACCGUCACGACCACGUCCCGCGCCGAGGCGUCGGGGCUGCAACGUCCCAGUCAGGACGGCGGCGCCCGGACAGUCUCCGAGUACAGCGAGGAGGCAUUGGUCCACGACGGCGUCGAGUUCUGCUUCGAAGAGGUCCGGGCCGAGAAAUACUUCAGGAAGAUCCGUGAGAGGCAGGAGCGGGAGCGGAGGGAGAACAUGCAGCAGCAGCUGCGGCAGCAGGAGCAGGAGGUGCAGAGGCUGCAGAGCAUGCUGCAGCAGGUCAACCAGGGCCUGGAGGCCUGCGGAGGAUCUCACUGCGCAACGCUGCAGGCCCCCAUCUUCUCCUCCUCCUCUCGUUCCCGUCGCUCCGUCGGCCUCAGGCUUCACUCCGACCUCAGCCUGAUCCAGGAGGCUGCCGGUACCGGUUCUGGUUCUGAGGCGACCCGCCCUCCCCCGGUCCUGUCCGACUGCAGCGGCACAGCAGAACCUCAGGCUCCCGGGUCAUCGGCCCAGAGGAACCCGGACGAGCUCGGCGCGGCGCCGCUGCAUUGCGGUCUGGCACCAGAACCUGAGGAGAAGUUUGAUGUGUCUCAGGGAGGAGCAGCCAACUUCUCCCACGUCACGCCCAACUCCUCUCUGGGCUUCGUCCAGGCCACGCCCUCCAGGGCCCUGCCGUCGCCCACCGUCAACACGCGGGAGGCCCUGGGCGUCAUCAUGGACAUGUUCCAGGCUCCGACCUUCCUGGACGAGCCGUUCCAGGGAGCCUCCAUGCUGCACCGGGCCGCUGCUGAACCCGACCCGGACCUGGAGACCGGCGUGGUCCCGCUGGUACCGGAGCCGCCGGCCUCCGCCCCGUUCACCAUCUUCCAGGACUAUGAAGACAAAGAGAACGGCAGCGCCGCGGUUCCGUUUGAGCGGUCCAGACCGGCCAGGGCUCUGACAGAACUCAGCGGGCCGAGGGCGGACAGACCCAACGAGGCGCCGUCGGAGCUGAUCCCAGACGAGAGCACCAUGUGGGGCGCGCGCUACACCUCGCUGGCCGCCUGCCCCAACAGCACCACCGACUUCGCCCCGCUGGCCCAGUUCGUCUCCACGCCGUUCGCUCACAAAACGCCGUUCGGCGGCUACUUCUUCCUGGCUGAAGAGAAUAACGGCGACGACGAAAACGUCUUCAUCAGACGGCAGACCAAAAAACUCAGCCCCAUCAUGGAGCAGAGUCCAGCUGAUGACGCGGCGGCGGCCGGCGCUCCGCUGCUGCCGCCCUCGGCGCGGCAGGGGACCAUCAUGGCCGACGGCUUCGCCUCCUCCUGCCUCAGCAUGACGCAGCCGCCGCCGCCGCCUGCCCUGCUCUCCUUCAGGGACCAGACGCUCGGCCCGGCCGAGGCCUCCGGCGGGGAGGCGCACGCCAGCCCUCUGCAGAACCCGCUCAGGCCUAGCAGGGAACCGUUUCAGAUCCUGGAGGACCCAGAGAGGCCCGGCAGCCCAGAACCGGACCAGAGCCGGCUGGGUGACGUCCCCAUGAGCCCGCAGUGCGCCCCCAAGGCCUCAGCGGAGCCGGACAGAACCGGGGACGUCCCCAUGAGCCCGGCGGCGCCCGGCGGCCUCCAGCUGGUCUCCGACCCCUGGGACCCGGACCGGAUCUCGGAGCUGCUGUCCCGGCUCCGCCCACCGCUGACCUCUCACCCCUGCUGCUACAGCUGGCCCUGCGCCGUCCCCAGCAUCGGCCCCAAGAAGACCCUCAGCAUGGGAUCGUCGUCCCUCAGGGUGGACGCCGUCCUCGGACAGGGAGCCUUCGCCACGGUCUUCCAGGCCACCGACCCCGUGACCUCCGACAGGAUGGUGCUGAAGGUGCAGAAACCGGCCAAUCCCUGGGAGUUUUACAUCAACACCUGUCUGGACGCCCGCCUGCCUCCUGCUGUGCGCCACCUGUUUGGCAGCAUACGCUCCGCUCAUCUGUUCCUGGACGGCAGCAUCAUGCUGGGGGAGCUGCACAACUACGGCACCCUGCUGAACGCCGUUAACCUGUUCCGGGCGCAGAGCGACAGGGUGAUGCCGCCGCCCCUCGUGCUUCACUUCGCCGUUUGCAUCCUGCACACCGUGGAGCUUCUGCACGCCGCGCGUAUCGUCCACGCCGACAUCAAACCUGACAACUUCCUGCUGGGAGAGAGGUUCCUGGAAACCCGGAGCUUCGACGCGGACGGCGUGAACCACGGCCUCGUCCUCAUCGACCUGGGUCAGAGCAUCGACAUGGCGCUGUUCCCAGAAUGCACUGCGUUCACCGCCAGGUGUCUGACAUCCGGCUUCCAGUGCACAGAGAUGCUGAGCGGGAAACCCUGGAGCUACCAGACGGAUUACUUUGGGAUCGCGGGAACCGUCUACUGCCUGCUGUUUGGGACCUACAUGCAGGUCGUUAAGGAGGGCGGCGUGUGGCGGACCACCGGCACCUUCAGACGGAAACCGCACGCCGACCUGUGGCUGGACUUGUUCCACACGCUGCUCAACGUGCCGGACUGCGGCGCUGCGCCCGGCCUGCAGGGCCUCCGGCGCCGGCUGGCCGCCGUCCUGCAGCAGCACUACAGCAGCAAGCUAGCUACGCUGAAGAGCCGCCUGGUGGUGCAGCUGCUGGAGAACCACCGGGCCCGCAGGUGAUGCUGCUGUGGAGAACCGCUGGACUGGUCCCAGUUCAGUUCUGUACAUAGGCUGUUAUUUUUAUGGCGUCGGUUUGUAGACUGUGAAAUGAUUCUUGAGUUGAUGACAAUAAAAUGUUGGAGUCUUGUU
Poecilia reticulata (guppy) is the source of this 3491-nucleotide messenger RNA. RefSeq names its product BUB1 mitotic checkpoint serine/threonine kinase (gene bub1). Gene Ontology annotation, cellular component: nucleus. Lineage: Eukaryota; Metazoa; Chordata; Actinopteri; Cyprinodontiformes; Poeciliidae. Gene Ontology annotation, biological process: mitotic spindle assembly checkpoint signaling; meiotic sister chromatid cohesion, centromeric; protein phosphorylation. Gene Ontology annotation, molecular function: ATP binding; protein kinase activity. The record is from RefSeq and is a predicted model, not a curated record.